Entelurus aequoreus (snake pipefish) is the source of this 4340-nucleotide messenger RNA. It is a transcript of the gene ubtf, whose product is annotated as upstream binding transcription factor. Lineage: Eukaryota; Metazoa; Chordata; Actinopteri; Syngnathiformes; Syngnathidae. The record is from RefSeq and is a predicted model, not a curated record. The coding region runs from base 509 to 2719 and encodes 736 amino acids. The transcript has 21 exons.
UCUACGUGCAAAGGCACAGAUAUUCAUAUAUAAACAUCAGUAGACAAGUGACAUUAAAAUGUUUUUUAAAGAAUCAAAAGUCUAAAUAUGACAUUAAAAUUGGAAUGUUAUGUCAAACGGUGUUAACUUGAGGCGUUGAAGUCGGAUGCAGUUUGUCCGAUCAAAGUGUGCUAACAACGGCAGUGGAGCAGACAUGGUCGCCCCCCCUCCUCCAGAUGUAAACGCCAUGUCUGCGCUUGGGAAACAACAACGGCGGCCGGCGCACGCUCCGACAACAUGGAGGACGUCUCGGCGUAGCGAAAUGGUUGGGUGGGGAGUAGGAAGCUGCUGCGCGUUGACUGGAGGGAGACGGCGAGUGAGAUGGAGGCGGGGGAAGAAUCAUCUCUGCGGGGACUGGAGCCGAGGACCGACGGCGCAGUACUGGCGAUCGUUCAACCCUCCCCUUCUUCCUCCACAACGACGCCGAGGCUCACGCCGAGCAGUAAGACUUUAAAGGUAUCCCCCACAAAUGAAUGGAAGCAUGGAUGCAACAUGCCAAGACCAAGCGUGGGCACAGGAUGACAUCCUCCACCUGCUGGAAGCCAUGAAAGUGGCCCUACCCCCAAAAGACCAGACCAAGUACAAGACGUCAGAGUCUCACCUGGACUGGCAGAAGGUGGCCUUCAAUUCCUACUCAGCUGAGAUGUGCAAGCAAAAGUGGCAGGAGGUUGCUAAAGAGAUCCGUAAAUUCAGGACCCUAACGGAGCUUAUAGUUGAUGCUCAGGACUACAUUAAGAACCCAUAUAAAGGCAAGAAACUUAAGAGACAUCCAGAUUUCCCCAAGAAGCCUCUAACUCCAUACUUCCGCUUCUUCAUGGAGAAAAGGGCCAAGUAUGCCAAGUUGCACCCGGAGAUGAGCAAUUUGGAUCUGACUAAGAUCCUGUCCAAGAAGUACAGAGAGCUGCCGGACAAAAAAAAGAAAAAAUACCUUGAUGACUUCCUGAGAGAUAAACAAACAUUUCUGCAUAGCAUGAUGAGAUUCAGGGAAGAACACCCUGACCUUGCGGAGAGCAUGACCAAGAAAAGCUCCAAUGUCCCAGAGAAGCCCAAAACGCCCCAACAGCUGUGGUACAGCCACGAGAAGAAGGCCGUCCUCAAAGGCCGCCCGGAUGCCACCACCAAGGACAUCAAGGACUCUCUGGGUAAACAGUGGACACAGCUGUCGGACAAAAAGAGACUCAAAUGGAUCGCAAAGUCGCUGGAGCAACAGAAACUGUACGAGGGGAUAAUGCGCGAGUACAUCCAACAACACCCGGAGUUGAACCUGACCCAGGGAGACAUUGUCAAGUCCACGCUGACCAAAGCUGAGAGACACCUGAAGGACAAAUCUGACGGGCGACCUGACAAACCUCCACCAAACGGCUACUCCAUGUUCUGCGCCGAGCUGAUGUCGAGCAUGAAGGAUGUGCCCAGCACGGAGCGCAUGGUGAUGUGCAGCCAGCGCUGGAAGCUGCUCAAGCAGAACGAGAAGGACGCUUACCAGAAACGCUGUGAACAGAGGAAGAAAGAGUUUGAAAUUGAGAUGAACAGAUUCCUCAGCAGUUUGUCGGAGGAGGAGCAGCAGAGGGUCCUGGGCGAGGACAAAGUCGGCUUCAAGAGGGGCGGUUUGGCCAACAGCACCGCAGCCAAAAGGAAGAACUCUAAAGCCAAGGUCGCCCCAGAAAAACCCAAGCGGCCCAUUUCAGCCAUGUUCAUCUUCUCGGAGGAGAAGCGCCCUAAACUGCACCAGGAGCGUCCGGAUCUUUCCGACAGCGAGCUCACUCGGCUCUUGGCUCGCAUGUGGAACGAGCUGCCAGACAAGAAGAAGGAGAAGUAUAAACGACUGGAGGCCGUCCUGAAGGCGGAGUCAGAGAAGAAGGAGGAUCGCAGUCUGCCCGACCCGCCCAAGACGGCACAGGACAUCUGGCAGCAGAGCGUCAUUGGAGACUACCUGGCCAGAUUUAAGAACGACCGUCCAAAAGCCCAGAAAGCGAUGGAGGCCACAUGGAGCACCAUGGAGAAGAAGGAGAAGAUCAUGUGGAUAAAAAAGGCGGCAGAGGACCAGAAACGAUACGAGCGAGAUUUGUGCGAGAUGCGUUCUCCCGUCGCCACCGCCGUGGCCUCGGGGAAGAAGAUGAAGUUUGAGGGCGAACCCAAGAAGCCGCCGUCAAACGGCUACCAAAAGUUCUCCCAGGAGAUGUUGUCCAACGGAGAGCUGAACCACCUGCCCAUGAAGGAGAGGAUGACGGAGAUCGGCGCCCGCUGGCAGAGCUUGUCUUUAAAGGACAAGGAUCGCUACAAGAAGAUCGCAGAGGAAAUGCAGAGGCAGUACAAAGUGCUGCUGGAACAAUGGCUGGCUAGCGUAUCUUCUCAAGUGAGGAACACGUACAAGGAAUAUAAUUCCCAGAAAAGGAAAACUACGGCGAAACCAGGAGGACCCAAGGCCAAAGCCAAGAAAUCUGACACGGAGGAAGAAGAGGAUGACGACGACGAGGACGACGAAGAUGACGACGAUCAGGACAAGGCUUCUUCUGAUGCCGCCUCCUCCAGCGAGGACGACGACGACGACGACGAUGACAAGGACGAGGACGAGGACGAAGAGGAGGACGACGACGACGAGGUGGAAGACAAGGAGAACAAAUCUGAAGACAGCAGCAGCGAGUCAAAUUCAGGGGACUCGUCGGAGUCCGACUCAGACUGAAAGCGGGCGCGGCGUCGCCGUGGCGACAGACAGACUGAGCUGAGCUGAGCCACUAGGGUCCAUCCAGGGAGCUCUGCCACUGUGCCAACCCUGCGCUCUCUCCUCCGGCCACCAGAGGGAGCACCUGCAAAUGCCUCCUCCAUUUCACACACCCACCUUUUUUUUUUUCCUUCUCGGUUUUUGUUCCAAAUCCCUAAGUCAGUCCCUGGCCUGAGUUAGGCCGACAACCCAAGAACUGCAUCCCACUGGUUUGGCGAUGUUCCGAACUUGUUCCCGCCACGCGUUUCCACGAUUUACGGUUUCGAGUUUUAACGUGGCGAGCCUCCGGUUUCUUUCGCGUUUUAUUGUUCUGCUAAAGCGUGAACGGGCUUCUCCGAGCCAAAGAACAUAACCAGGUGGAAGACUUUAGAGAGGGGGGGAGGGUGCGGGGGGAAGUACUGAAUAAUUGCACUCUUUAGAAUGUUUCCUUGUUAAUACUUCUUUCCUUCCUUCUCUUGUCCUUCAAUUUGGAUUUUAUUUCUCAGUUCCUUCAAGAGGUGGUAUUUUUCCAGAAAAAAACAAGCCAUGAUGAAUGUUUUUGUUGUUGUUGUUGUUGCUGUUGCUGGAAUAUUUCUGAUUUCUUAAAAGGUGUUCUCAAUUAUAAGCUGCAGUGCUCAUCAAGUUUUCAACCCCUCCCUUUUCUACUUUUAAACGUUCGACCGCAUCCAGGCCAGUGACGCCGGCUCAAAACAAAUUGGUUUGGGACUUAAUUUGCAUUUACAUGUUUUCCGAUGCGAGAUAGUGUGUGCCUUGACAUCGCUUCGUGACGUCACACAAUCCACCCAACCAACAUUCAUUUGCAGAUUUUUAAUGACAAGACAAAAAAAGUUUGAGGGGGCUGUCUAAACUUUUUACAGGCACUGCAAUUGUUUUUUAUUUCUAUGUGUCUCAUUGAGGUAUCGGAAUAUUGUGAGGCAUUCUAUUAUGUUUGUGUGUGACGUUCUUGAAAAUAUUCCUCAGUUUGCAAGUUUGGAUUUUUUUCUUUUUGUUCUGUGCUGACAGAAAUAAACCAGUUUGUUGUGCGACCACAGAGUUUGCAAUCGAAGCUCUUUUAUUUUGUUUUUAUUGACUGGAAUCGGAAUGUGUUGCUGGUCGCCCCCCCCCCCCCUGCCACAAAAAUAUGCACUUAAAGCAAAUGUCUCCCGUUAGUGUGUGGACGUCACAACAUCAUGAAUGGACAUAAUGUACACUUUUUCUGCUUUGCUGUGAUUGGUUACCUACAAACAAACAUUAAUAUUCACUCGGAUUUAGACAUUUGACUAAAGCAGCAAGGACAAUAAAGUGGCUCUUUGUAAAAGGGAACUGAGCUACCAGCAGGGGGGGAAAAAACGUGUAUUUUUAUCUUGUACAUACUGUUUUAAUUUUCUAUGGAGUGCUUUUUGCUUUGUACUUUCAUUCGGUAAAUCCUUACGUGCGACCUUUUCAGUUGUUGUCCCAUCGGUCGCUUGUUUUUCCUUCAAAACAGCAAAAGCUUUACAAGGUUUGUACUGCUGCCCAUUUGACAAAAGACAUUUGAUGUUUUCUAUAGCUGAGGGUAUAUAUAUAGUUCAAGUAUUUGGGCCAAUAAAAAAACAUUCUUGGA